Ceraceosorus guamensis is the source of this 1600-nucleotide messenger RNA. Its product is annotated as putative TIF2-translation initiation factor eIF4A. The coding region runs from base 1 to 1323 and encodes 440 amino acids. Gene Ontology annotation, molecular function: RNA helicase activity; RNA binding; ATP binding. The record is from RefSeq and is a predicted model, not a curated record. NCBI's taxonomy places the organism in Eukaryota, Fungi, Basidiomycota, Exobasidiomycetes, Ceraceosorales, Ceraceosoraceae. The transcript has 2 exons.
AUGCAACCAGCAGUGCGCUGGCGACCGUUCGCAGCACCCAGUGGCGUCCUUUCAGGGCCCACACGUCAGAUCGCUGACAGCUUCUCCUCUUUCCAACCUCCUUCACCGCUUUGCAGGCCAGAAGAGACCGCCCAAGCGGGCGAUGCGGGACUCAAUGUUCCCGAGACGGAGAUUGAGUCCAACUGGGACACAGUCACCGACAACUUCGAUGACAUGGAGCUCAAGCCUGAGCUUCUGCGCGGCAUUUAUGCGUACGGUUUCGAACGCCCCUCGGCCAUUCAAGCCCGAGCUGUUGUGCCCGUAAUCAAGGGCCACGACGUCAUUGCCCAGGCCCAGUCGGGUACCGGUAAGACGGCCACCUACUCGAUUGCUAUCCUCCAGCGCAUCGACCCCAGCAUCAAAGCUGUUCAAGCCCUGAUCUUGGCGCCCACUCGUGAACUUGCCCAGCAGAUCCAAAAGGUCGUCAUCGCUCUCGGUGACUACAUGAAUGUAGACUGCCAUGCCUGCAUUGGUGGUACCAACGUUCGUGAGGACAUGGCCAAGCUGCAGGACGGAUGCCAAGUCGUCGUUGGUACGCCUGGUCGUGUCUACGACAUGAUCAACCGUCGCGCCUUCAAGACGGACAAGCUGAAGAUGUUCUGCCUCGACGAGGCCGACGAGAUGCUUUCUCGAGGUUUCAAGGACCAGAUGUACGAGGUCUUCCAGCUCUUGCCCCAAGACACUCAGGUCAACCUUCUGUCCGCCACCAUGCCAGAUGACGUUUUGGAGGUCACCAAGAAGUUUAUGCGUGACCCAGUGCGUAUCCUGGUCAAGCGUGACGAGCUGACGCUUGAAGGUAUCAAGCAAUUCUACAUCGGUGUGGACAAGGAGGAGUGGAAACUUGACACUCUGUGCGACUUGUACGAGACCGUCACCAUCACACAGGCAGUCAUCUUCUGCAACACCCGUCGCAAGGUCGACUGGCUCACCGACAAGCUCCACUCUCGCGAGUUCACCGUCUCCGCCAUGCACGGUGACAUGGAGCAAGGUCAGCGUGAGGUCAUCAUGCGCGAAUUCCGAUCAGGAUCAUCGCGUGUCCUCAUCACCACCGACUUGUUGGCUCGUGGUAUCGAUGUCCAGCAGGUGUCUCUAGUCAUCAACUACGACCUGCCCUCCAACAGAGAGAACUACAUCCACCGUAUCGGCCGUGGUGGUCGUUUCGGUCGUAAGGGUGUUGCUAUCAACUUUGUCACUUCCGACGACAUCCGCAUGCUCCGCGACAUUGAACAAUACUACAACACUGUCGUCGACGAGAUGCCUCACGAUGUCGCCGACUUGAUCUAGGUCUGCAUAGAAUUUCCCCGUCGUCAGUUGUGCAGCGACUUGCGCAAACUCUGAGUCAGCCUAGAGCUUGGGUCUUUGAUUGGACAUUGACUCUCUUCCACUUUGAAUCUGAAACACAUCGUCUACUCUCACCGCCACAACGUUCAAACACAAACGCAACUACUUCCACAUCACAAUCUUCAAACAAUCUUCCGUCAUGCUGACUACAAACCGGUCGAGGAUUGGCAACCCGCGCGCAAUCGGCGCUUCUCCAUGUCAUCGAUGUGAGAGUCUACGA